AUGUCCAAAACAAAGCAUUGUGAGGCGGUGAGGGUGGUGGUGCGCUGUCGGCCGUUCAGCAGGAGAGAGGAGAUCGCGGAGGGGGCAGGCAUACUGGAGGUGAACGUUAAACUGGGACAGAUCAUUAUUCGCAACCCGAAGGCGCCACCUGAUGAGCCCAUGAAAACCUUCACCUUCGACGCCGUCUACGACUGGAAAUCCAAACAAAGCGACAUUUACGAUGACACGGUGAGACCGCUUGUGGUGUCCGUGUUGCAAGGCUUCAACGGGACCAUAUUUGCCUAUGGGCAGACCGGGACAGGUAAAACGUACACGAUGCAGGGCGUCUCAAACGACCCGGAGAACAGAGGAGUUAUCCCGAAUUCGUUUCAGCACAUCUUCACGCAGAUAUCCCGAAGUCAGAAUCAGAAGUAUCUGGUGAGGGCGUCCUAUCUGGAAAUCUACCAAGAGGAGAUCAGGGAUCUGCUGUGCAAAGACAACAACAAGAAACUGGAACUCAAGGAAAACCCUGACUGUGGCGUGUAUGUGAAAGGCUUGUCGUCGGUGGUCACCAAAGAUGUCACGGAGAUUGGACAUGUGAUGCACAUUGGCAACCAGUCCAGGUCUGUAGGGUUCACCAAUAUGAAUGAACGCAGCUCGCGUUCUCAUGCCAUCUUUGUCAUAACAGUGGAGUGCAGCGAGGUAGGGCCAGAUGGUGAGGAUCACAUCCGUGUUGGGAAGCUGAACAUGGUUGACCUGGCUGGCAGCGAGCGCCAGAGCAAGACUGGUGCCAAAGGAGAGCGACUGAAGGAAGCUGCCAAAAUCAACCUGUCACUUUCAGCACUGGGGAACGUCAUCUCAGCCUUGGUGGAUGGCAAAAGUAGCCAUGUCCCAUACAGAGACUCGAAACUGACCCGUUUGCUCCAGGAUUCACUGGGAGGUAACGCAAAGACGGUCAUGAUAGCCACUGUAGGUCCAUCACAGAGGCACCACGACGAAUCCCUAACAACGCUGAGGUAUGCCAGCAGGGCCAAGAACAUAAGGAACAAGCCUCGGAUUAAUGAGGAUCCUAAAGACGCCCUGCUGAGGGAGUUCCAGGAAGAAAUUGCCCGUUUGAAAGCACAGCUAGAUGAGCGAGGGAUGCUGGCAAAGGAGAAGAGGAGGAGGAGAAGGCACAGCAAAAGACUGAGUAAAAGUAUGGCUGGUAUGGAGGAGGAGAUCCUCAUAGAGAAGGACAAGGAGAUGUGGAAGGCUCUUGAGGAGGAGCGGGAUGUGGACCAGUAUGUGGAAGAGGACAAUGACAUUGCCCGGGUUGUGACCAAUGCCUUUGCCGACCAAGAAAAUGCUGAGGAGUUGAAGCAACUAGAUGAAAAAAGCAUGGAAGAUAUGCAAAAAGAGCAAGAGGCCAUUGGGAAGAUCAUCGAGAAAUAUAAGGCUAUGGAAAGCAAACUGUUGGUCGGGGGGAAAAACAUAAUUGACCACACAAAUGAACAACAAAAAAUGCUGGAGCUUAAGCGGCAAGAGAUUGCAGAGCAGAUAAGACGAGAGAGAGAAAUCCAGCAGCAAAUGCUGUUGCAGGAUGAGGAAACGGUAGAAAUGAGAGAGACAUUCUCCUCAUUACAGCAGGAGGUGGAACUCAAGACCAAGAAGUUUAAAAGGCUAUACACCAAACUACAGCUGGUGAAGGUAGAAAUUGGAGACGUCAUUGACGAGCAUGUCGCAGUCAGACAGGAGCUUGAAGAGACACAGAAUGAGCUCACCAGAGAACUUAAGUACAGAUAUCUCCUGAUUGAGAAUUUCAUACCACCCGAGGAAAAGAACAAGAUUAUGAACAGACUGUACUUUGACAGUGAGGAGGACCAGUGGAGGUUUCGACCUAUCAUACCAUCUGAGAGGUCGGUGGUCAAGAGAAGGCCUACCUCGGUGGUUGGAUACAAAAGACCAAUCAGCCAAUAUGCACAGAUGGCUGUAGCCUCAGCGGCAGGGGCGCCAUCCCGAUACCAGGCUGAGAAUAUUAUGCUACUGGAGUUGGAUAUGACUCCACCAACGAUGUUCACCUUGAACCUUAACGGAGCUCACUUGGAGAGGGCGUUCACUCCGAGGUCAAUGAGGGAUCUUCUGGUAGAUGUUCAACUUAGGGAGAAGACCCCCGCGUCACGAGUCAGGAAGUCUCGAUCCUGGUAUCAGGCACCACAAACAUCACACAUCUCAUCAUCCUCAUCCUCCAGCUCUCUGACGUCAGGAUCACAGUGCCUCGCUCAACCUGCGAGACAGAGACCAUCCUCAUCCGCCUGUCAGCCACUGGGAGGUGCCAUUCACACCAGCCCUCAAGAUGUGUGAAUGCUUAGUGCUGGUCUCAGUUUAAAGUGGCUCACAUGGCUCAAAACUGGCAUAAGGGCCUCAAACAGUGGUGGGGAAAGAUGAUGAUUAUCAUCACCACUUGAUUUUGCUUUGAUUUCAAUUCAUUUUUGAAGUAGGCGAUUCAAUUCUGUAAGCAUGUAUUUGGUACAGCUGGAGAGAUAAAAGUCUCAUCCUUUAUUCAUUUGCAGACACUUGCAAGUCAGUUGAGUACUGUAACCAGAAGAGCUCUUGAACGCUACCCUUUCCCAUUUGCCCACUUUGUUUUGCCAAAUAUUGCAUAAAAGUUAGUGUCCCUUGGCUCAUUGUGGGCUCCAGCUACAGCAAUUCCAAAAAAAAAAAUCAUAAAAAAAAUCCAACAGUCAGAUGGUCUCAACUAUCACGAAACCAACUAUGUGCUAGUCUCUGAAAAUGAACUUGUAUAAUUUUUUGUUGAGGCAGCGACAAUUUACGACCGCUGGGUUUUUUAAGAUUGGAGGAACGAUAUGCAGAGAUCUGAAAAUCAACC
This is a messenger RNA of Lampris incognitus (smalleye Pacific opah), 2845 nucleotides long. RefSeq names its product kinesin-like protein KIF3B. Bases 1 to 2319 code for a protein of 772 amino acids. Gene Ontology annotation, molecular function: microtubule motor activity; microtubule binding; ATP binding. The record is from RefSeq and is a predicted model, not a curated record. Lineage: Eukaryota; Metazoa; Chordata; Actinopteri; Lampriformes; Lampridae. The transcript is spliced from 8 exons. Gene Ontology annotation, biological process: microtubule-based movement.